UCUCGUAUCACUAUCUCGUAUCUAUCUGCAUUAUCACAACUGCCGAGUCUCACCGCCCGUCUAUCAAAUUCCAACACCACCACCAUUACCAUAUACCCAGCACCAUAUACACAACACCUGAAAUAACACCUCAACCUCGCAAACCACACACAUCACAAAAAAUCAAGAGGACAUCCCAAAAUGUCCGACAGCAAACAAUCCCUCCUCUCCCAAACGGAGCCCGAAACCGACGACCCACCCCCGGCCUACACCAGCACGACCAACACCACAACUCCCAACAAACCCAACCACCAAAAACGCGCCUCCCUCCUCCCUCGCCCUCCCCCGCUCUCUCUCCCAAUCCUAACCCACCUACGCAACAAGCGCUUCAUCCUGGCCUCCGCCUCCCCCCGCCGCCGCCAAAUCCUCUCCCUCCUGUCCCUCCCCAACAUGGAAAUCAUCCCCUCCAACACGCCUGAAGACCUCCCCAAGACCCUGCCCCCCUUCGAAUACGUCCUCCAAACCGCCACUCUCAAAGCGCAAGCCGUCUACGCACAGGAAAUCGACUCGCCCAAGGGCGACCCCUUCAUUCUCGCCGCGGACACUGUCAUCGUGGAUACUUCCACCGGGAGUAUAUUAGAGAAGCCGCGCAGCGAGGCACACCACAUUGCCAUGUUGAAGGGGUUGAGAGAUGCGGGAGAGCAUAAGGUGUAUACGGCGCUUGUGGCGAUGACGCCGUUAGCGAGUGCGAGGAUGCCGGGGUAUGCGUUGGAGAGUUGCUUGGAGGAGACGAAGGUGUGGUUUGAUCAGGGGGUCAGUGAUGAGGUUAUUUUGGCGUAUGUGAGGACGAGGGAGGGGGCGGAUAAGGCGGGUGGGUAUGGGAUUCAGGGACUCGGGAGUAUUCUGGUGGAUCGAAUUGAGGGAGGGUUUGAUAAUGUUGUGGGGUUGCCGUUGAAGAAGGCGUUGUGGUUGAUGGAGAGGGUGGUGGUUAGGGCGGAUGAUGAGGAUUUGUUGGAUGGGGAGGCUGGGGAUGAGGAUUUGGAGGAGGAAGAGGGGGAGUAAUUAUUCGUCUAAUUCAUGUGGGUGUUAUUUAGGGAGGGGAUGUGGUUAUGUAUAUAGUGCAAUUGAAUUGGGG
Messenger RNA from Aspergillus welwitschiae, 1114 nucleotides. Its product is annotated as nucleotide diphosphatase. The record is from RefSeq and is a predicted model, not a curated record. The transcript has a single exon. Bases 181 to 1041 code for a protein of 286 amino acids. NCBI's taxonomy places the organism in Eukaryota, Fungi, Ascomycota, Eurotiomycetes, Eurotiales, Aspergillaceae. Gene Ontology annotation, molecular function: nucleoside triphosphate diphosphatase activity.